AUGGGGAAGAUAACGAAGACGCUACAGCCCAAGCACAAGGAGACCUUGUCUCCUUGGCUCAAGUCCUACGUCGAUGCCGCCGCCACGACCCCUCUACCCCUCCUGCCCAAACAUUUGGCCUCAUAUCCUUCACGAUGGCCUUUCGGGCGCGGCGAUCUGUACCACUGGAUUCCACUUCUGAACAGAUUUGACAGCAUUCUGGAGAAGUUCUGCGACAUCUACGAGUUAAGCAAAGGCCCGCAGCCCAAAGAGUUUGGAAACGACCUCCUCUUGCAUCAUAGCGGGGAUGCCGAGCUGAAUGGACAGAGCAACUGGCGCGAUGAAAUGCCGGCGGAUUUCCAUAUCCCAUCAGAUGGUGAUGAACAUCUUGUUGAGGCCGCGCUGAAAUUUACACGCAUGCUUCUCGAGCAUUGUGGAAACAGGAGCAUUUACGCUAGCAGCAGCCAUCUGAACGAUUUGUUGAACUCAACAUCCUGGAAUAUUUUGAAUGCAGCUCUCGAGGUCGCAUCCGAACUAGCCCAAAGAUAUCAAGCGUCGGUCCGGCGAAUUGGAAAUGCAUCACGACACAUUAGUAGUGCACUUCUUGCCAACCAUUACAGUAUCGACCUCGAUCGCGUUCAACAGCUAGCCCAGCCCUUCGUUCGCACGCCGAUCGCUAGCCUUGCCGAGUCUGCUGCAACAGCAACCCCGUCUUCUACUUCGAAAGGAAAAGAAAGAGCACAUGGACAUAGCAGCAAAAGCUUGGGUCCAAUGCACGCAAAUGAUCUUUCAUCUGUGGCCUUCUCUGAAGGACACAACUGGAAUGGGUGGGGAGACAUCAAGGUGACCUACUACCCUAUCGAUCAUGUCCCGGACAACAGCAAAGAUAGCAACAACAAUGGAAAUACCGAGAGCACACGCUUCAAUCUACCAUCAACACCAACACCUUUGAGGCGGAGCUCGACGAUGAACUCUCCCCAUCAAAGUACUCCCAAGACAAAAACGCAGACGGAAGACUCGUCUCCGUUGGGUCCUCGCACCCCGGGAUUGACUGAGGAUUCGAGUACACCUAGCCACAAGACUUUUGAACUCACUCAAAAUAUAGUGACGACGACUCCUAUUUCGGAUCUAGUUGCGCGCUGCCCGCCCGACAUGCCGGCCGCGGUCAAGUACGAGGUCUUCCACCGUCUCCGGGUUGCCAAGGCUUUGACAGGAAAUCGUGUAGAAGAUCGGCAGUGCCUCCUGGCCACACGAUUAUUGGCAAUUACCAACCUUGCAUAUAUCCAUACCGAGAGUAUCUUUGUUGAAAAGGUCCUACGCCAAGAUGCCGAGGAGAUGAGAAGGUUCCAACUGGUGUACCAGCUUGCUGAAAUGAUCCAUCCCUCUACGAAUAAUCAUCCAGAGUUCCCCGUUUGGUUGCAGAGUAUUGCAUUGGCUCUCCUGGAAGCUGUUUCGAAUUUCAAUGCUCGAUGUCAAGAUGUAUUAUCAGCCUUGAACGCCAACGUUAACCAUGGAAUUCUCCUUUACGUUAUUCGCAAAGCUGUGGUUGGGAUGAAAAUGGAUGACAGCGCUGAGGAGGGUGAACUUGCUACUGGCUUGGAUCACUGGCGUAACAGUCUGUUCUCGCUGACAUUGCAUUUAUCAAUGCACACUAGAGUUGGGCCUGAGAUGGUUUCCGCAGGGCUUAUGGAAGUUCUUGUCGAGAUUCUUAAGAUUCGUUCCCAAGUUGCACAGCGCCACCACUCUAUGGUCGUUGCGUUUUUGGAUGGGUUGAUUUGGACAUACCAGAACGCAUUUACUGCCUUUUUCAACGCCAACGGAUUAGAUGGUGUUGCCGACCUCGUGGUUGAUACAGUCAAGACGGCAUUCAGCCUAAUGGAGUCUGGCAAGGGGACCGGCCCCGAUCACAGAUCGAUUGCCGUAGACUAUAAGAUCCCCUAUCAUCAACAGCAGACCCUUAGGUGGCUUCUCAAAUUCAUUCACCACAUCAUGUCGAACUCUUACAGUUAUAAUGGCAACACAGAUAGACUUCUGCGAAACCUGGCCGAUAAAUCAGACCUGCUUUCAAGUCUGAAACAAGUUAUCGCAGACAAAGAAAGCUUCGGCUCAGUUGAUUGGACCAAUAGUGUGACCAUUCUGAGCGACUUCAUCAACAACGACCCCACCAGUUUUACCGUCAUCCUCGACUCCGGGCUCAUCAAAACCUAUCUGGAAGCUAUUACAAACCAGCCAAUCUCCGACGAGGUUGCCAAGGAUCAGAAAACAAACGAGGCCGCGGAAAAUGAACCAGAGAGCCCUGGUAGUUCAGCCCUAAUGGCAGAUAUCGAUGAUCACGACGACCGACCCCAUCCACCGACCGAGGACAUGAUGCGAGUGCUCGGAUCCAAGCCGUGUGCAGCAGGGAUCUUGCCAACGUCGGAAACUAUCAACGUGAUUCCCCACGUUCUGAAUUCAAUUUCGCUGAAUAAUGCUGGAAUGAAGCUGGUCGUGGCAUCGCGGGCUUUCGAGAGAUAUUUCGAAAUCUUUCUCAGCCCUGCUCACGUGAAAUGUAUGGAAAGUGACGCCGAUCUUGCUAGUAACGUUGGUGGAAACUUUGACGAACUUGCUCGUCACCACCCUGCCUUGAGAACCUCCAUCUCAAACGCUGUUAUUGAUUUGGUAGCUCGUGUUCGAUAUAUGGGAAUCCGAAAAGCCCAGACGGAUGGCUGGGGUACAAAACUGCUUUUGAAGGACUCCGACGGAAAAAAUAUCUCCGUUUCUUGUGAUGGUACGUUUAGCGAGGCCUCUGAGUCGGCUGAUGCACACGAUUCUUCUGCCUCGCAAGAUAACGAUACGCCAAUGAUUGAUGCUGGUUCAGGUCCAGCAGACCUGCCUAGGCUUGGACUUGCCCCAAUCCGUAUUCCGACAAAAGAGACUUCGGAGAACUCGUUUACUCCUUACAUUUUCGCGAUGUCGAGUUUCUUAUCUGCAUUUUUGAACAACUCAGUCCUGAAGAACAACUUUGCUGAUAAGGGUGGUCUGGAACUCUUACUUGACAUUUGCGAAUCGCCUAGCCUGACCGCAAGCUUUGGCGACUCGCUUGCAUCCCGUGUGUUGGCUCAAGUAGUGUCCCAGUUGGUCGAAUCUGCUCCUGUUCGCGGACUGCCGUCGGUUCUGAACCGUGCCCAGGCUGCAAUUGACUUUCUUGAGCCUAUUGCCUCGAAGAGAGAGCCUGUUCCUCCCAUCUUUGCUCCUUUCAUUGCACCAGGAUAUUCACUACCAGCGACAGAAGCUGAAAUACCUUGGAAUGCAAAAAAGGGUACUGCCAUGGUCAAGGCCCUCCUCAACGCACAGACAUUCAUCAAGAUCAUUUCUGAAUGCUUCCAGACCUCCUCGAGAUCAAACACUCUUUCAUUCUACCCUGUCAAUGUCUAUGAUAAGUUUUUGCAUCUUGUUGGCUCUAUUGGUCCACUCUUCCCCGGCGUCCUCGCUGAGGAGGCUGGUCAGUUGACCAUGGUUCCCCAAAGCUGGUCCUCUAGACGCAGCUCUCCUCUUGAUGGAUUCCCUCAACCUACAAUCUCGGGGAAUGAGGCAGGACAGGCAUCCAUCCCUGAUGCUUUGGGAAGAACUGAGAGCAGCACGGACUCUAGCAACCCAACAGAGCAGGAACAAUCUAGCUCGCAAUACCAGAAUUACGAGGUUUUCCGAAAUGUGCUGCAUCCUAUGAUCCCGACUACCUUUCCCUUGUUUCAGUCACUGGGAAGAGCCCUUCUGCCCCGUCGGGACCAGCAUCAGGGUGAUCCAUACCCACGACCCCGCCACAUCGAGAUUGCCAAAGCGCUGGCGAACUCAAUUCUGAAGUAUUUGCGUCCCUCUGUCGAAGGAAAAAGCCCAACCUCCAAAGAUUUCCAUUAUUGGAUCAUCAUGCUCCACUGCAUUCAUGAGAUGCUAGUUGAACAUCCUUCCACAAGACAUAGCGAGCGCUCUAACCCACAACUCAUCGUACCUGUUUUGCUUGCAUUCAAGGAGCUGGGUGUAGUAGAGCUGUUGAGUUUGAUGCUUGAGUCGUUCGCUAGCAGCGUGCGCCAGGGAGGCGACAGCCAGCCUGAAGACUCGUCGAAGGCAAAAGUCGCCACAUUUGGGCUGAAGAAGAUCCUUGACCUCUAUCUCAUUCUGUGCAAUGGAAAGAACAUAAUUGAUACGAGCAAUUACUUCAAUCUCCAACGGCAGACUGACAGGUCGCAGACCGUUCCGCACAUUUUCCAACAAUUCGUGGUAGAAUUGCGAGCGUCUAUCUUGCCCUCCAUUUCCAAGUUGUGGGACUCUUCUCUUCUUGAGAAAGUACCUGAGCAUACCGCUAAACGGCUCAUUGAAAUUCUGAAACUGAUUUCUGCUGCUGAUCACGAGCCCUCAUCUACACCUCAAGACAAGAAACCCUUCUAUUUGCUGGCAUAUGCCGAUGCGAGGUUCAAUUGGGGCCAAGUUCGUGGGCUGGUUCGCGAUCUGGUGAAUGAAAACUUUGAGGAAGGUCUCGUUCAUGAAGCGUUGUUCCGAGCCAAUGGAAAUGAGCAACCAGCUCGGGAGUAUUGCAGAGCCCACACUUCAGGCAUUGGGGGUGCAAGAAAUCCAAUUCCACAAGCUGAUGCCGAUCUAUCAGCUCUAGCCGAUGACCGUCACACAAGGACAGACCGACCCUCAUCCCAAAGGACAACCUCAUCAGACGCUGAUCAAAUGUCUCUGGACGAUUUUAAUGGUGACCAUCCAGACGGUUCUGCUGACCGGUCCCCGGAAGACACUGAAGAAGCCAGAGCGGGCGAUGCCUCUACAAGCCACUCUACAACAGUUGUGGUCCCUGGUUCUGUUUCUGAUGCUGCCGGUAGUUCAGACAAGCAUAAUCAUUCGGAGUUCACAGCCACUAAGGAAGAUCUGGAUAAACAACGUUCGGAUCUGCGCAAAGAUUUGAUAGACAGAUGCUUGGAUGUGAUUCGCACGCAUCCCGAAUGUGCUAUUGAAGUCUCGGAACUCAUUACAGCCAUGGUUAUCCGCCACGAGAAUGCUGACAUGCAUAUUGAGGUGUGCUCAACGGUGACCCUAGCACUCUCUUCUCUGGCUUUUGACGAGGACGAAAAGAAAAAGAAUGGAAAAUGCAUUGCAUCAUAUUCCCAUCUUUUAGCCUUGCUCCUACAAGACGAAACCUUCUUCAGCAACAACCUUGACAAUCUGCAAGAUAAGGUGGAGGAGUUUACCUCGUUCCUGAAUAUUCCUCCCUUGGCGUCAGGUGAAGACUUGCCCCCGUGGAUCCCUUAUAUUCUGUUGGUCUUGGAGACUUUGCUUCGCCACGAUGAGCGACCUGUGGCUGCGCAAUGGAAACCUCCAAAAUCUCUUGAUGACGAUGUCGCGGAACCGGUACUGAGAAUGCCUGAUCCGUUGGUCAACGAAUCUCAGAGGAGGGAGCUCCUCGACUUCGCACUGGAUCUCGUUCCUCGUGUUGGCAAGGAAGAGGUUCUUGUCACCUCGGUUCUUAGGGUGCUCGUCAUUUUAACCCGCAAUCGGGUUCUUGCUCGACAGGUCGGUGAAAAGCGAAACAUGCAACGACUGUUCCUUAUGGCGAAACAGCUCGCUGCUACGGGUGCUGAACGCAUGAAGCACAGCAAGUCUAAUUCAUACGUCAUGACUAUACUGCGCCAUGUCGUAGAGGACGAGGAUCUCGUCAAGCAGAUCAUCCGCGCGGAGAUCAAGAAUGAUUUUACGAACAUCACAAGGAGUCAGCGUGGGCAACCUGAUAUUUCGGCAUAUCUCCGACACAUGGCGCCUCUAGCACUUCGUGCCCCCAGCCUAUUCGUGGAAGUUACAAACGAGUUGGUUGAAUUCUACAAGUGGAGCCCUGCGUCAGAGCAUGGCCGGCAAGCGACCCUUUGCCUGAAAUCGGACAGCAGAUCCAACACAAGCAGGGAGCAAGCAAGCGCCAGUGCGCCGGAGGAGUCGGAUGUGAAAGAGUCUACUGAACCUGCCGAUAAGGACAUGAUCGAUGCCCCUAGGUCCCACCACGAGAGCAAGCGACCUGUUGUCGAGAACUCAGAUGGUGUCAUCCACUUCUUACUCAGUGAGUUGAUCAACUACCGGGAUGUCGAUGAUAAGGGGUUAGCCCCUCUAGGAGGUGAGGCAAAGACCGAAGAGGAGGUCUCGGAUCAAGCUAGCACAGACACCGCUACCCCGGAAGGUACUACAUCUGAUGUCAAGGACAAGAAGACGGCUCGCCCUCUCUUCAAAUCCGAGGAGCAUCAGAUUUUCGUCUAUCGAGGUUUCCUGCUCAACUGCUUGACAGAGCUCCUCCAGAGCUACAACAGGACCAAAGUUGAGUUUAUCAACUUUAAGCGUAACGCACCUCCCCUACCAACUAGUACACCAGUGAAGCCUCGUUCGAGUGUCCUCAACUAUCUGAUUUAUGAUCUGCUCUGUCAGAGUAGCCUCAACGGCCCGGUCGAUUCUAUCGCAUACAAGAAAAAGUCUGCGACUGCUGUACACACUCAGAAACUCCUGGUUGCACUUGUUGGGAAAACUAGGGAGAAACCGGUUGAUCGUGACCUACCCAAAUUUGCAUAUGACGACGAACCUGAUCUUCAGUUUGUCCGCAAGUUUGUACUUGACACAAUAUUGAAGGCCUACGAGAGAGCACCGAACUCUGAAGAAUCGCUUGAAACCCGUUAUUCUCGGAUGCAGAGCCUGGCUGAGCUGAUGAACCAGAUGGUUGGGGAGAGAGAUCGAGAACACACUGGGUCUCGAAACAGUGAUCCUAACCAAGUGAGGUCUCAAGCCCAGCUGCGUCGGCUGAUGUACGAGAAGGGCUACUUGGAAAAACUCACGGCAUCUAUUGCCGAGAUUAGCCUGAACUACCCUGGUGUAAAGCGGUCGAUUAAGUAUAUCCUCCGUGUUCUUCGUGUUCUGACGGACACGGCUAAAGAACUAAGCCACACCAAUCUGUUACCGUCGGGCUCUGUCGCAGAUAGUGGCGAUGAUGAGUUUGGGUCUACUUCGUCUCUCUCCGACUUGGAGGACGACCGAGAAGAAACCCCCGACCUUUAUCGCAACUCUUCCCUUGGUAUGCUCGAGCCUGGGAGAGAUGUGGAUGAAUCGGAAGAAGAAGAUGAAGAUGGCGAAGAUAUGUAUGGUGACGAGUACGAUGACGAGAUGGAUUACGAUGACGAAGAUAUCUCGGACGAUGACCAGGACAAUAUUAGCGAAGACAGUGAGAUGGGAGAGAUCGAGGGGCUCCCAGGUGACCCUGAAGUUGUCGAGGUCAUCAUGGAUGGAGAUGAAGAUGAGGAAGAUGAUGACGAUGAUAGUGAGGACGAUGAUGAUUUGGACUCCGCCGAUAUGGAAAGUGUCGAGUCACGGGUGGAGAUUGUUGACGAACAAGGCAACCCUAUGGAAGACGAUGGGGCUUCUGACUGGGAGAGCGAUGACGAUGUCGAGGAUGAAGAAGACGAGGACGGCGACAUCGAGGCUGACGACUUGGAUUACGAAGCCGCAGGCCAAGACAUGGACGAAGCUCACAUUCACAACAUAGCACCUCCAGCCGACCUGCUGGGCAACAUGGCCCGGGCCCUGAUCGAAGGAGAGGAGUAUGAACCUGAGUUGAUGGAUGAACACUAUCUUGAGAGUGGACAUGAUGAUGAUGAUGAAGAAGAAGACGAGGAAGAUGUUGACGACGAGGCUUUCAUCUAUGAUGACGGGUUUCCUUUGGAUGAACAACCACCUCCCAUGCCAGCUCUUGGGUGGGAUACUCUCAACGCCGAAUCUGAUAGAAACCGUCUCGUUUUGCUGGACAACAACGGAGGCAACCGACGCCGGAUUCUAGCUAGAAUGGACAAUCGUAGUCCUUUUCCCAUUGGCCCAGGAUUUGUGGCCGGUUCUCCUGGAGACCCCCUCGGAGACUUCCGCAGCUUCUUCUCUCGACACCAUCGGUCAACUGGCUCGCAGAAUAAUGCUGAAGAUGGGGUGAAUCCACUUCUGCGACGUAUCGACCAAGGACCUGAGAGUGCUGGGCGAGCAUCACACAGCCACUCUAUUGGUGUGAGAUUGCCAGAGGGGCUACUCGGUGGUAUGGGCCGCCAUGGAGCAGAUGGACCUAUGGGAUUCCUCGGUGAAUUGAUGGACAUUCUGCCAGUAAUGGGACGCAAUGGCCAAGCCUUCCACUUCCACAUAACAGGCCCUAGUGGAACGCGUGACGCCCGAGAAUUGGGACUGCGAGCUACUCGUAUCGAACAACGCCGAGAAAAUGUGGUGCAAGAGCCUUGGCAAGCAGUUUCCUUUACUGCCCAAAAUACGCUGGAUAGAUAUGAAGAGGAGGCAAGGAUGCUCUUUGGUGGGACCUUGGUAGCCGAAGCAGCGAAAUUGAGCAACAUGAUCUCGGCCAUUCUUACACCUGCCGCUGUGGAGGCAGAGAAGAAGCGCAUAGCCGAAGAGGCUGAAAGAAAGAAGCGUGCAGAGGAGGAGAGGCUCAAGCGAGAAGAAGAAGAGCGUCGCAUUAAGGAAGAAAAGGAGGCCGAGGAAAAGGCUGCACGAGAAAAGCUAGAAGCAGAAGAGCGAGAAGCCGCCGCGCGUGCUGCGUCAGAAGCUGCGGCACACAACGACUCGCAAGCCAGCCAAGAGUCCGGCCCAGCACCCGAUAGCGGCAGCGCGAUGGAAGGAAUCGAAGAAGCCGAGGCCAACGACGCAGGCCCUUCCAACACCUCUGUCCCAUCGGACCAACCCCGUGUUAUGGCUAUGCUCGGAGAUCAGGAAAUUGACGUAACAGACUUGGGAAUUGACCCUGAUUAUCUGGCAGCCCUGCCAGAAGAGUUCAGGGAAGAAGUGAUUGCUCAAGCCGUUUCUGCCAGACGAUCAGAAGCUCGAGCAGAAGCACCGGCUGGAGAAUCUACCGUGGCAUUCCAAGAGUUCCUUGAUGCUCUCCCAGUCCAACUUCGACGCGAAAUCGAACAACAAGAGGCUCAAGAGCAACGGCGUCGAGAUAAUGGAAACUCCCGCCCGGCUGUCUCAUCUGGUGGACCCGAAAUCGUUUCCGGUGACAUGGAUACAGCAAGCAUCUUACUUACCUUCCCUCAGGAGCUUCGAGACCAGGUCCUUCUGGAGCAGGGCAGUGAAAUCAUGGAACAUCUCCCUCCUGAGAUGGCUGAACAAGCCCGAAGACUACAGCGGAGCAACGCGGUGCCACACCCCAUCCCAGGGCAUCGACCUGUCGCAAUCACCAGGACCGGACAGCAACCUCCGCCCCCUGCAGCGACAGAAAGCAAGCCACAGCGUCGUACCGUUGUUCAAAUGCUGGAUAAGGCCGGAGUAGCUACACUUGUGCGGCUAAUGUUCAUUGCCCAGCAGGGAUCUAUCCGCAACUAUCUUUUUAGCGUGUUCGCCGAUGUUUGUGAGAACCGACAAAAUAGGCUGGAGGUAAUCAGCACAAUUCUUCAGAUCCUCCAGGAAGGUAGCACGGACAUGAGCGCUGUCGACCGAAGCUUCAGUCAUCUGUCACUCAAGGCCAGGAGACACAACAGAGAAAAAGAUCUUGAGCAGAAAACUCCCCAAAGUCUCAAGAAGAGUUUGACGGCUUUGAAUUCUACCAUCACAAGUCAAACAAAUUCCGAAACAUCGCCACUGCUUAUUGUUCAGCAAUGUUUGGAUCUUCUUGUUGAUCUAUGUACACGAAACCCCGGGAUUCCUUGGCUCUUCUUAACCGAGCAUGAGACGGUUGGGUCAACUCUGAGGAAGACCCUUGGCCGUAAAGGCAAAUCAAAGGACACCAAGGCUCACAAGUACGCCAUUAACUCGUUGCUCACUCUGCUCGACCGGGAUCUGGUCAUGGAGAGCUCGGUCGUGAUGACCCAUCUAGCGGAUCUACUGAAUCGCGUCACAAUUCCCCUAUUAGCCUUGGAUCGCCGUCGAAGGGAAGCAGAGGAAGAAGUGGAAGAGGAGUCUGCGCCUAAGUCCGCCGACGCCCAAGCAGACCAGGAGCCAAAUGAACCAAAUGAACCUUCCGCCGCGGCUGGACAGGCCAGCGGGGAGCCUGCAGCCCCCAACCAACCAACAACCACAGAAGGUGGCCCAUCAGCAGGAGAUGAUGCAAAGACAAGCCAGAAAGAUGAUUCUCGAAAGAAAGCUCGCCAGAUUCAGCCUCCUGUGAUCCCUCCACAAAAUCUUACCCUUGUAAUCAGAGUAUUUGUGGCAAGGGAAUGCAGCUCCAAAACUUUCCAGAACACGAUCAACACAAUCAAGAAUCUCUCAACUGUGCCAGGAGCAAGGUCUGUCUUCGGCCAAGAAUUGGUCCGUCAGGCUAGGCUUCUUAGCGAGAACAUUGUGACCGACCUUGAUGAGCUACUCCCGCAUAUCGAAAAAGCAACAUCGGGAACUGAGAUUCAAGGUGUCGCGCUGUCGAAAUUCUCCCCUGGAGCAUCUGAACAAAAUAAAUUGCUCAGAGUCUUGACGGCUCUCGAUCAUUUGUUCGACGGCAAGAAGAAAUCUAAUGGUGGUGAAAAUGACAAACCAGACAGUGAAAAGCAAGACCUGGUCACAUCUCUCUACCACAACUCAACCUUCUCUGCCAUGUGGGACAAGCUUGGUGCAUGCUUGACAGCUAUACACGAGCGAGAGAACAUGUUCAACGUCGCUACCAUUUUGCUGCCACUCAUCGAAUCUCUCAUGGUUGUUUGCAAGAACACGACUACUCAAGAUGAUCCUUCUCAGGCUCAGUUGAGCAAGGAGAUGGUGCUAUCUAGCCCCCCUCCUGAAUCACGUACCGCCAGUCUGUUCUUUUCGUUCACUGAGGACCAUCGUCGCAUUUUGAACGAGUUGGUCAGAAAUAAUCCCAAGCUCAUGUCUGGCACCUUUGCUCUUUUGGUUAAGAACCCGAAAGUCCUGGAAUUUGACAACAAGAGAAACUACUUCAAUCGAAGCGUGCAUUCCCGUUCGGGCCAACCUCACCACGGCCGGCCUUCUUUCCCCACCUUGAACUUAUCAGUCCGUCGCGACCAAGUCUUCCACGAUUCGUUCAAAUCACUUUACUUCAAAUCCGGAGAUGAGAUGAAGUUCGGGAAACUCAAUAUCCGUUUCCACGGAGAAGAGGGAGUUGACGCUGGUGGCGUUACACGAGAGUGGUUCCAGGUUCUGGCCCGACAGAUGUUCGAUGCCAAUUAUGCUCUCUUCAUCCCAGUGUCAUCAGAUCGAACCACGUUCCAUCCAAACAAACUCAGUGGCAUCAAUGACGAACACUUGAUGUUCUUCAAGUUCAUUGGCCGUAUCAUUGGAAAGGCCCUCUAUGAAGGCCGGGUUCUGGAUUGUUACUUCAGUCGCGCUGUCUACAAGCGCAUUCUUGGCAAAUCUGUUUCAGUAAAGGAUAUGGAGUCAUUCGACCCAGACUACUACAAAUCACUUUGCUGGAUGCUGGAGAACGACAUCACCGACAUUAUUACUGAGACCUUCUCAGUGGAGGACGAUGAGUUUGGUGUCACUAAAGUGGUGGAUCUUAUCCCCAAUGGGCGGGAAAUACCUGUGACGGAUGAAAACAAGCAGGACUAUGUCCGCCUCGUAGUUGAACACAAACUUCUUUCAUCAGUUAAGGACCAGAUGGAACACUUUUUGAAGGGAUUCCAUGAUAUCAUUCCCGAAGAGCUCAUUUCGAUUUUCAAUGAACAGGAACUCGAACUCCUCAUUUCUGGACUUCCUGACAUCGAUGUUGACGACUGGAAGAGCAACACAGAGUAUCAAAAUUACAAUCCCUCUUCCCCUCAGAUCCAGUGGUUCUGGAGAGCUGUUCGCUCCUUUGACAAGGAAGAGAGAGCCAAAUUACUCCAAUUUGUUACUGGAACCAGCAAGGUUCCUCUGAAUGGUUUCAAGGAGUUAGAAGGCAUGAAUGGUGUCAAUCGAUUCAACAUCCAUAGAGACUAUGGCAACAAGGACCGGCUCCCCACCUCUCAUACCUGCUUUAACCAGCUCGAUAUCCCCGAGUACGAAAGCUACGAUGCUUUACGAUCACAAUUGAUGAAGGCCAUUACCGCUGGAAGCGAAUAUUUUGGUUUCGCAUAG
Clonostachys byssicola is the source of this 12030-nucleotide messenger RNA. The record is from the annotation of a GenBank genome assembly. Lineage: Eukaryota; Fungi; Ascomycota; Sordariomycetes; Hypocreales; Bionectriaceae.